ACUACUCCCAAUCCUCAUCCAACUCACCGCUUUGAUGCAAUCAUACAAAGACUCCUAUAGGAGGCUCCCUACGUCUUCUCCUUCCAACUCUCUCCGUCUAGCUCCAAGUCUCUCUCUCUCGGCCUCCUCCCUCCUCCCUUUCGUCUUUGAUCGAUUUGUCUUCUCUGUCGUUUCGUGCGCAGAUCGUUGAGGUUGUGGUAAGAUUUGCUCGCAGGAGCCUAGGAGCUUAGGGUUUCUGUGUUCCAGCUAUAGAUUUUUCCUCGAUUUUUGAUGAAUGAUAAUUUGUGAGGAUUAAUAUCCGUGCUCUUGAUCGUUGGUCGAGGGAUACCUUUGUCUGGUUGUUGGCUUGGAAGAAGUUUGUAAAGGGGCUGCAGAGGAAGCGAGAUGGGAAUUCUGGAGGGACCGGUUAUUUGCCGUCCUGCUGUUCAUCUUGCUAAGCAAGCAAGAGUUUCUGCUCCCGUAAUUAACACUUUAUUCACAAAGACUAGGCAUCUUAGAAGUGGAUUUUGGGGUUCUAAAACUAGAUGCAGAAGUAUAAUUAGAGCUGCUGCCCUUUCCAUUCAACCUUGUGAAAGGAAAGGUUGGCCCGUUCAUUGUAGUUUCAGUUCAUCUUCUGAUGGUGAUGGCAGCAUGGCUGGAAACUUCAAUGAGAAUGAUGAAGAUUAUGUGAACUCCAGUGUGAUUGAAGCAGUUGAGGUGAGAAGUGGAUUGGAUGGAUUCAUGAUAAAGAUGCGUGAUGGUACACAUUUGAGAUGUGUUCACAAUAACCCUCAAGGAGGAAGCUUGCCAGACUAUGCUCCGCAUCCUGCUAUUGUACUAAAGACGGAAGAUGGAAGUGAUCUUCUGCUUCCUAUCAUUGUCUUGGAGAUGCCAAGUGUGUUGUUAAUGGUUGCAGUUCGGAAUGUUCAUAUUGCUAGGCCAACUAUAUAUGACGUAGUGAAAGAGAUGAUUAAAAAGAUGGGAUAUGUGGUAGAACUUGUUCGAGUCACCAAAAGAGUGAACGAGGCAUACUUUGCUCGGUUGUACCUUGCAAAGGUUGGGAAUGAAAAAGAGAGCAUCAGCUUUGAUCUUCGACCUUCAGAUGCCAUUAAUAUGGCUGUGCGGUGCAAGGUGCCUGUACAAGUCAAUAGACAUCUUGCAUACAAUGAUGGGAUGCGAGUGGUUGAACCGACUAAGCUGGCAGUGCAGGCUUCUCUGUCAGAGGGAAUGCUAUUCACAGAACUUGACAGGCCUGAUGGUCAGCCUUGCUUGGAAACAGUGGAGUUUGGUUUGGUGCGUAACAUGUUGAUUGCUGCUGUUGAGGAAAGAUACAGAGAUGCUGCUCAAUGGAGGGACAAGCUUUUUCGGCUGCGGUCCAAGAGAAAGAACUGGACAUGACAGACUGCUUUCUUUGCUGCAGUGUCUUCAGAUGUACAUAAAGCCAGUGUUUGGAAGCAAGUGCAAGCCUGACAUCUUCGGUGGUAUAUAUAAUGUAUAUAGUACAUAGCCACCAAGCUUGUGCAUACAUGUAUAGUUGCUCAUGCCAUGGUGGCAUCUAAAACGGCAUGCGGCAGUAUGCAAGUAUUGGAUGACAGAACUAAUUCUCAGACGUUAGACCUGUUCAUCUCCAUGGUGUUUUAGCUAGCUUUUGCUUGGUUUCCAUUGUUACCAGUUUGUGGUUUGAGGCUUCAAAUGCUCGCAGUACAUUGAUUUUAAUCAUGUUUUAAAGACCUCAUUUGUGCAUCAACACCUGUGUAAAUAUUUGGGAGGACUUGAUUCAGUGGUAUUUCAAAAUUGAUGUUUUUUUUUUCGUUU
This is a messenger RNA of Phoenix dactylifera (date palm), 1794 nucleotides long. RefSeq names its product bifunctional nuclease 2-like. Gene Ontology annotation, molecular function: nuclease activity. Gene Ontology annotation, biological process: protein ubiquitination. The record is from RefSeq and is a predicted model, not a curated record. Lineage: Eukaryota; Viridiplantae; Streptophyta; Magnoliopsida; Arecales; Arecaceae. Gene Ontology annotation, cellular component: VCB complex; nucleus.